This is a messenger RNA of Aspergillus aculeatinus CBS 121060, 849 nucleotides long. RefSeq lists its product as uncharacterized. The transcript is spliced from 2 exons. The coding region runs from base 142 to 525 and encodes 127 amino acids. NCBI's taxonomy places the organism in Eukaryota, Fungi, Ascomycota, Eurotiomycetes, Eurotiales, Aspergillaceae. The record is from RefSeq and is a predicted model, not a curated record.
CCACCACCGACCGACCGCCCGCUCUCUCUCCUGCCUCCGCCAUAUUCAACUCCCCAUCAUCCUCACUUCCAACAAUCCACCCAUUCGAUCACUGACCGAUAAUCUCCUCCUCAUCCUCCUCCUCAUCCUCAUCAUCCAAACAUGCAGCUCAAAUCUCUUCUUGUCGCCCUGGCCCUCGGCCUUUCCAUUCAAGCCUACGAGAUCAAGGGAUACACCGAGAAGGACUGCAAAGGCGACGCCGAUGGCUCCUCCACCGAUGGUACUAACCUAGAAGAGUGCGGCACUCUCGCCAGCUCCAAGUGGAAGUCGAUCAAGGCCACUCCGGGUGACCUGGUGUUGACUGCCUACAAGUCCGCCAAGUGUGCCGGUGAAGGAUACGCCCUGCAGCCCGGCAAGUGCGUCAACGGCGAGUUCACAUCCUACGAGGCCCAAUGGAUCUCCACCAUGCGCAAGCGUAACACCACCGAGAUCAUCGGCGAUUGGGAAGUCGAGGACGAGGAGGCCGAGCCCAACACCUCCCUGUAAACACGGACAACAUAUGAAUACGCAAUUGAAGUCAUCGGUCUCGCGCGCGCGUUAGUUUCAGCAAAAUUCGACUUUGGGAUACCACUUUUAUUUGUCUACGCGAGGUCCUCUGCAUCACACCCCGGGGGUCAGCCACGGUCGGCGUCCACUUUCCAGGCCGGGCGGCGAUACAAUUGCGGCCCCUGUUCUGGCCCGGCACUGCUCGGGGAUCUCUUUUCUUUUCUUUUCUUUUCUUUUCUUUUCUUCAUUGUGAUGGGUUUCCAGCAUUUAUCUGUAUAGUUGCAUCUUCGGACAGGAACAAUAGAAUGUCGAUUUUUUUUGACA